Molecule: messenger RNA, 1011 nt
Organism: Hyalella azteca
Lineage: Eukaryota; Metazoa; Arthropoda; Malacostraca; Amphipoda; Hyalellidae
Exons: 4
Coding region: 226-1011 (261 amino acids)
Source: RefSeq, a predicted model, not a curated record
CAUUGAUAUAUAUGAUUUUCUUCUAUUGUUGACACAAUUCUUGAACCAAAUAUCUUGACAGAUAAUGUUGAAAAACAAGUUGGUGAUGAUGACUUGCUGUUAGUGUUCUCUCCACCGAUUCCACCGAAAAUACCAUUCAUAGUAGUAGUUAGAGUCCAUUGCAAUGUCAAAAUUCUUCCCUUUAAGUAUCAUCAUGCUGUUAAUUCUUGUACAUUCCAUCCAGCAAUGGAGGGCAGCAGCUCAUCCCUACCCUCCAUCAUGACAGUUUACAUCAAAGAGGAGCCUGAAGAUGAGGGAGAGGACAUCACUGUCAAGGAUGAACCAAUUUGCAGUGAAGAAUAUGAGCAAACUCCACUUCCCUCAUCUUGCAAGCCAUGCAAGAAAGAGGUUCAAGUUGAGGCUCACGAGGCCUGCACCAGCACCUCACAGUACACUGCUGCCGUGCCUCGUAAGCAGGAUAGCCCGUGCAAUGCACAGGGCAAAAUUGGGCAGGAUAAGUGGAUGAGUGUUUAUCCUGAAACCAAGGGAAAAGAGAUGUCUGCUUCUGAGAAAAAAAUUUUGUUGGGACCCAAUAGUGCAGGUGCAGUCCAAGAAGUUCUUUUUGAUGAGCCUGCAUCUGAGUUCAAGUCUUUGGAAUACAACUUGACCAACAAUGACCAUGCAAGAUUAACAAGGAAAUUGCACAAAGUUUCCUCAUCCACUGAUUCAUUUCAUUCCAAAGUUCCUUCAAAUGCCCACCAAAUUGACGAACAUAAUUUUGAAACUAAAUUAAAAUGUGGAUUAUGCAACUAUGUUGCAUCUGGAAAAAAAUAUCUCCAAAUGCAUUUCUCUUCUAAACAUGGUUUGGGGGAAGGAUUCAAAUGCAAGUUGUAUUAUUAUGAAACCGGCAGACAAAUAGUGUUUACAACCCCCGGUGACAACAUGAGGGUGGCCAAGUGUCCCAAUGAGGGCCUCGCCCUCACCAACUGUGUGAUGGCCAACGAGGCAGACUUCAACAGGGAAGUCGAGUAA